AUGCGAAUCAACUUCAAGUCAAGCAAAAGAGGCAAGAAAGAAUCCUGUCCCAGCUUUGUGGACUUCUUGCUGGAGAUCUCAAAUCGACAUGCUUUGGAGACGCUGUCCCCGACGGAACUGGCCGAGCACAAGGCUGCCCUGGUGGACUUCUUCACCACUGGGCCAGGCUCAGUGUGCCAGCUUGACUCAUUGUUUUUCCAAGAGAGCGCCAUGACACGGUGCACACACGAAGAAUCGCCCUAUCAGCUCCUACAUGGUGUGCCUUAUAUUUAUGAAGAGAUUCUUGGCUUCAAAUUCCGCAUAUCUCCAGACGCCUUCUUCCAGGUGAACCAGGCCGCUGCAGAGGUCCUCUACAGAACUAUCCGAGAUCUAUGCGCACCCUCCCAUGGAACCGGAACUGUGGGUGGGGGUACCCUCUUGGACGUCUGCUGCGGCACGGGCGCCAUCGGCAUCAUCGCAUCCCCUAGACUCCACCGCGUCCUGGGUGUGGAACUGGUGGAGCAGGCCGUGGAGGACGCCAGGCACAACUCGGCCCUCAACAAUGUUCACAACUGCGAGUUUAGAGCAGGAAAAGCCGAGGCGGUCCUUCCAAGUCUCAUGAAGGACUUAGACAAUUGCUCCGGUCUCACGGCGGUGGUGAAUCCGGCUCGAGGGGGGUUGCACUAUCGCGUGGUGAGGGCGUUGAGGAACCACUCGUCCAUCCGCAGGCUAGUGUAUGUGUCUUGUAAGCCAGAAGGAGAGGCCAUGAGGAACUUUAGAGAGCUGUGUUGUAGCCCGGACCUCAAGAAAAGGCUGACCGGAGAGGCCUUCACUCCCACACUAGCAGUGCCUGUGGACAUGUUCCCCCACACGCCACAUUGUGAACUUGUACUGCUGUUUGAGAGGCUGUUGAACAACCCCGGGCAGUCACUGAUCAGACAGGAGGAUACUGGGACGCGCGCAACAUCAGACAAGCCAGCGGCCAAUGAGAUCCACGCAGCCCUGAGCAUCAAUUUCCCUAUCCGCUUUUAA
This is a messenger RNA of Knipowitschia caucasica, 1011 nucleotides long. Lineage: Eukaryota; Metazoa; Chordata; Actinopteri; Gobiiformes; Gobiidae. The record is from the annotation of a GenBank genome assembly.